Molecule: messenger RNA, 1059 nt
Organism: Penicillium antarcticum
Lineage: Eukaryota; Fungi; Ascomycota; Eurotiomycetes; Eurotiales; Aspergillaceae
Gene: aspf4
Product: allergen Asp F4
Exons: 1
Coding region: 1-1059 (352 amino acids)
Cellular component (GO): extracellular region
Molecular function (GO): IgE binding
Source: RefSeq, a predicted model, not a curated record
AUGCACUUCUCCAACUCUAUGCUGCUGAUGACGGCGCUGACCGCUGGGUCGGCUGUCGCUCGUCUUCACGGCCACGACCGCCGUCACGCUCACCCCAAGCUCGACAUUGAACUUGUCGACAUCGAGGCUGAGGCCCCUGCUGUCACUGGUGCCCCCAAGGUUGAGGAGCGUGGUGUUGGUGCUGAGGUCUUCGCUACCAUCGACGGUCAACUCGUCUCCUGGAUCAACGAGUGGUCUGGCGCCCAGUCCUCCGAGUCUUCCGCUGAGGCCACCACUACUCCCGCUGCCAUCGCCUCUCCCACCAUCGAGGCCACCGUCGAGGCCACCUCCGAGGCCGCCUCCACCGUCAGCCCCACCCCCGUUGCCUCUAGCUCUGCCUCCUCCGGCUCCAGCAACUGGGCCAGCUACCCCUCCAACGGCGAGUACUCUACUUCUGGAUUCGGUGCCUCCACCGCCAGCAAGCGUGUCGGCAGCCUCGACUGGGACUACAUCGGCAACGUCGGUUCCCCAUGGGGUAGCAACAUGAUCCGUGUUGAGGAGUCCGCCGCCAGCGAGUACAAGCACGUCAUCCGCUUCGAAAACGACAACUCCAAGGCGUGGACCGUCGUCAUGUGGAACUCGUACGGACCCAGCGGUGGCCUGAACGGUUUCUGGUCCCCCAACUCUGCUCUCAGCUUCACCGUCGAGCCCGGUCACAGCAUCUUCGUCGCCAUCGAUGACGACUCCCAGGGUGGAUGGGGUGCCUCCGAGGGCGAGGGUCUGCCCACCAACUACGUCGGCGAGUACGCCUCCACCUGGGGUGAGUUCGACAUGUCCAACUCCCAGAACGACGGCUACUCCGGCUGGGACGUUUCCUGCAUCAUCGCCGAGCUCGCCAACAUGGAAAUUGCCGGUAUGCAGAUUUGCAACCACGAGGGUGAGAAGUGCUCUUCCAUCACCAAGGGUGCCGGUGCCACCGUCAACGCCUACACCUCUGCCGACCAGGGUAAGCCCGACAAGGCUGUUGCCCAGUCCGCCGGCCCCGUCCGUCUCGUUGUCAACCUCGGCUGGAGCUCUUAA